Molecule: messenger RNA, 495 nt
Organism: Pelobates cultripes (western spadefoot toad)
Lineage: Eukaryota; Metazoa; Chordata; Amphibia; Anura; Pelobatidae
Source: the annotation of a GenBank genome assembly
AUGGCCAAACCCCCUGUCCUUCCUGGCCAGGUAACUGACCUCCCUCUUGAUGAGGUUCAGCCUGUUCCCCCACAACAUGCGGAAGAACAGCGCAAACAUCCGAGCAUAAAGAGACCUGGGCAAAAGAAAGAUGUUACUGACGUAGCCGAAUACAGUCAGUACAUGGGUUUUGAUCAGUUUCACCCGUACUCCAUAGGUCAGUUUCCACCGAUGGCUCUCCUCCACCUUGCGGGAAGCUAUGGCAAGCUGUCGGACCAGUUCCUGAGAGCCAGAUCCCCUGGUCCGAACACCACUCCCAGGAUUUUAAUUUCAGACUGGGCCCGUGGGAAACCAUCUGGAAGAGAGAACUGGUCCCCCUCCUUCCCACAUCAGAAAACUCCGCUCUUGUCCCUGUUGAUACACGAGGUUGAAGCGACCGAGUAUGCUAGAACUAACUCAUCCACCACCGUGGAAUCCCGAGUGUCGGAGACCACGAUGGAGAUGUCAUCAGCGUAG